Messenger RNA from Punctularia strigosozonata HHB-11173 SS5, 876 nucleotides. RefSeq lists its product as uncharacterized. Lineage: Eukaryota; Fungi; Basidiomycota; Agaricomycetes; Corticiales; Punctulariaceae. The record is from RefSeq and is a predicted model, not a curated record. Bases 1 to 876 code for a protein of 291 amino acids. The transcript is spliced from 5 exons.
AUGUCCCGCUCGUCAAUCUGGAAUGAGGAGGAGAGAGAAUUUCUCAGCACCUUCGCUACCGAAUACUCCAACGCCGGCAGCGAUAAGCAGACUUUCUACGGGUAUGUAUGGGGCCUGUAUCUUCGCAAGUUCCCUGUGAUGCCUACCGAAGAGGAGAAGGCCGCAUGUGGUGGAGACUGGAAGAAGGCGCUUUCGCUCGGUAGUUGUGCUGAACGCCGUGCGCGGCGACUCGCGUUGGUUUACUGGUACCAGAAUAAUGGAAAGCGCUUGGCACUCUCAGCAAAUCCUGCUCUUGUACCCCCACCGCGCGUUCGGAUGCUCGAUCUUUCCAACAAGGAGAGGAGAAAGCCACAGCCUUGCCACGCAUGGCUACGCCUCUUCUACGACAAGCCCGAGGUGAGGGCCAAGUUUGAGGCAGCCUGGGAGGCCGCGAAGACGGCCGGGUGGUCGAACAAGAAAAUGGUAUCGUUUCGUAACAAGUGGGCGGGGGACAAGCUUCAAGUGGCUGAUGCUGAGACGUUGGCGGCGGUGAACACAUACCGUGAGAAAGGAUACCUCAAGGACGACGCUCAGCGAUACAUCGACGUUGACCCAGAGGACGAUGAUGAGAUGGUUCACGCGAAGCAGAUUCAAGAGUACUUGGAUAACCUUCCGCAUACACUCACACGCGUCGCAGAGAGCCUCCACAAGCAGACGGGAUGGUUCUUCAGUAUCACUUGCGGAGGGCCCUUACCUCGGGCAAAUGGGGAUUUAAAUACUUUGCAUCAUUCUAUCGGAAAAUGCAAGCAAGGGCUCGAAUGGGCAUCUUGGAACUCGGAUCAAAAAACCAAUAUCGCCAAUUUUCGACAGUUUCUUGACGCAUCUUUCAGUGCGUAA